UUAAAAUGUCUUUACAAAAAGAGAUAUUUAAAAAAGGUAAUAGAAGCGCUGCGUUAUUUGAACCAAGGUUAAUCGAAGAACGGGAGGAUGUAGACGAUUCGAUGAAGGUAAUAGAAGAAGAAACUGAGAAGAGCAAUAUCAGAAGCCUUCCCACCGUAGCUUAUGACAUACAAGGCAAAGCGGCAAAUAAUAGCAGUCCAUUAUUUCUGCUCCAUCAUGGUGCUGGAUACUCUAGUUUAUCUUUCGCCUUAGCCGCUUUACAUAUUAAAAAUUUAACAAAUGGUGAAUUUACUAUGUUUGCAUAUGACUGUAGAGGUCAUGGGAAAACGAAAACAUCCGAUGAUCUCAAUUUAUCAUUGGAGCAAUUAAGUCAAGAUUUAGUCGACGUUUUGAAAGCAGCUUUUGGGAAUGAUGUUAUAACAAAUCGAGAAAUUUUCUUGGUGGGACAUAGUAUGGGAGGUUGUGUGGUGGCAGAUGCAAUGUCUAGACAAUUAAUACCUUCUGUGACUUGUAUGGCGGUGAUUGAUGUUGUUGAAGGAUCUGCAAUGGAAGCACUUUCGGGUAUGUUAAACUUUUGUAGGAAUAGACCGAGUGAAUUCAAAACUGUUGAGGAUGCGAUUUUAUGGAGCAAAAAAUCAGGUGCAAUUCGUAAUAUUGAAUCGGCCAGAAUUUCCAUACCUUGCUUAUUAACCGAACAAGAAACCUGUACAAAUAUUAAAAAAUAUACUUGGAGGACUGAUUUGGCUGCGACGCAACCCCAUUGGAGAGGGUGGUUUUCUGGAUUAUCCGAAAAAUUUCUAUCCUCCAAUGCUGCAAAACUACUUAUUCUCGCUGGUACCGAUCGAUUAGACAAACCACUAACAAUUGCACAAAUGCAAGGAAAAUAUCAGCUCAUGUUGUUACCUGAGGCAGGACAUAUGGUACAAGAGGAUAUACCAGAGAGAACUGCCUCAGCUUUAGUAGACUUCUGGAAGAGGAAUGAAAAAUUAGUAUUACCAAUAAAUUGGGUGAAUGUAUGGAAGGUUGACUGUAUUAUUGAUAAUUGUAAAAAACCUUCGACUAUCUAG
Molecule: messenger RNA, 1067 nt
Organism: Dentiscutata erythropus
Lineage: Eukaryota; Fungi; Glomeromycota; Glomeromycetes; Diversisporales; Gigasporaceae
Source: the annotation of a GenBank genome assembly